Molecule: messenger RNA, 5022 nt
Organism: Leptopilina boulardi
Lineage: Eukaryota; Metazoa; Arthropoda; Insecta; Hymenoptera; Figitidae
Exons: 3
Coding region: 1-5022 (1673 amino acids)
Biological process (GO): DNA integration
Molecular function (GO): nucleic acid binding
Source: RefSeq, a predicted model, not a curated record
AUGGAAGCCGCCAAAAAGGAACGUACGGCGAUGCGGACCGCAUUCACCAAGGCACACAACGGUUUCCAAACGAAGAUGACUGGUAAUCUGUCUAAGGAGGAUAAGUUGAUCGCCUUUCAACUGCUGGAGUUGAAAAUGGUGGAGCUGGACGCUGCACAAUCUAAAUACAACCAAUUCCUUUUCAAAUCAGACGCUUCAGACGAAACAAUUGCCAAGGAGAUGGAGGCGGACGAGCCAUAUAGGACGUUAUUCGUCACUGCAAAAUUAAAGAUGGCGAAUCUGGAUUCUCCUCAGGCGGGACCGAGCCACGUGGUUUCUAUGAUGGCGGACAGAAAAACCAUAAAGCUUCCCACUAUAGAGUUGCCUAAAUUCAGCGGUAAAAUUAAAGAAUGGCUCCCCUUCUGGAGCCAGUUUAAAAAAGUUAACGAUGAUAGUACAAUCAGUGGAGAAGAUAAAUACCAGUAUCUAAUCCAAGCCACUGUCCCCGGCUCACGAGCCAACGAUAUCGUUAACAGUUUUCCUCCGACGAGGGAAAAUUACCAAAAGGCUGUGGACACUUUGAAGAGUCGUUUUGGCCGUGAUGAUCUGCUCGUGGAGUUCUACGUCAGAGAACUUUUGGGAUUAGUCCUUCAAAAUGCCUUAAAAGGAAAUAAGAGACCAGCAUCGUUAGCUAGUUUAUACGACAGGCUGGAAUCCUUCAUAAGGUCGUUGGACACUCUUGGCGUCACGAAAGACAAAUGUACGGCCAUGUUAUUCCCUUUGGUCGAGUCUUCACUUCCGGAAGAAACGCUCCGGGCUUGGCAGAGAAGCGGACAGAGGGGAGCAAUCGAGGCGGAGGGUCAGUCAACUGAUCGUCUAUCGAAGCUGCUCGAAUUCCUACGUUUAGAAGUCGAAAACGAGGAGCGGAUUGACUUGGCACUCACCGGGUUUGGUUUGUCAUCGGAAGCAGAAGCAUCGAGGAAGCCGAAGGGUAAAGUAGACUCAACGAAAGAUGUACCUAGUGCAAAUGUCCUUUUAGUAUCUAAAUCUGAGAAAAAACGUAUCUAUGAUAGAGAGAUUAGUGUAAGUGUCAGUGUAGAUGAAAUGGAAAAUCAGAAUACGUUAACAACUCUGUCUGAUUUUCCGAAGGUUUGUUUACAAACGCUGCGGGUCGAAUUAUUUUCGCCAUUUAAAAAGAAAAUUGUGAGAGCGGUAAUAGACACGGCAUCGCAGCGUUCUUACAUUCGUACUGAUGUCGCACGGGAGUUGCAAUAUGUUCCGACGGGAAAAAUAACGGUCACGCAUUCUUUGUUUGGUGGCGCGAAAUCGGAAAGAAGAAAUCUUGAUGUAUUUUUAAUUCAUGUGCGAAAUUUAGAUAACACUUAUUCAUGCAAUUUUUCCGUUCUGGAACAAAAGAUUAUUUGUGACACAAUUUCGGGCCCAAAAAGUGACUCGUGGGUAGAGGAACUGCGUAAGAAUAAUAUCGUAUUGUCGGAUAUAGAUAGUAAAAGCAAUAAAAUAGACGUUCUGAUAGGCGCGGAUGUGGCCGGAAAAUUGAUGACCGGAAAGAAAUAUGUUUUGCAAAAUGGUUUGACUGCUUUUGAUACGUUAUUGGGGUGGACUGUAAUGGGAAAAUUACCGGUAAAUUCGAAAAGUAUAGAUUCUGCCACAAUGAUUACCACGUUGCUUGUGCGCGAGGCUAGAGUAACCGAUCUGUGGGAAUUAGACGUAAUCGGUAUUACAGAUCCGAUCGAAAAAUUGGAAAAGGCUAAAAGAGAUGACAAGGUCUGGGAAUUUUUGAUAAAUACGACGAAAUUGACUCAGGAAGGUCGGUACGAAAUUAAGUUGCCAUGGGUGGAAAGUCACAUUCCCAUUCCUAGUAAUUAUGAUAUAGCAUGUAGUAGGUUAAAGAGUUGCAUUUUUAAACUUAAAAAGCAAAAUUUGUACGAGGCUUAUGGUGAAAUUUUUAAAGAAUGGUUAGCGGAAAAUAUCAUUGAAAGAGUUCCAGAAAAUGAAAUGGAAAGUAUUAGUCAUUAUCUUCCGCAUCGCCCGGUGGUGAAGGCUGAGGGAACGACAAAGAUAAGACCUGUCUUCGACGCAUCGGCUUGCGCAAAGGGGAACCCUUCCCUAAACGUUUGCUUGGAGCGGGGGCCUAAUUUGAUUGAGCAAGUGACAUCGUCUCUGAAUAGAUUCCGAGAAGGGGAAAUCGGGGUGGUCUCUGAUAUAAGAAAGGCUUUCUUGCAGAUAGUUGUGAAUAAGGAAGACAGAGACUACCUCCGAUUUCUCUGGAUGGAAGGAGAUAGAUUGGUAACAUUUAGACAUUGUCGCGUGGUGUUCGGUCUCGCUUGUAGCCCAUUUCUAUUAGCAGCUAUCCUUGCAAUUCUUGUGGAAUCAGCCACAAAACAGGCAAAAAAUGAUUUGCAUUGCGGAUGGUCUGUAGAAACUGUAGAAAGAUUGAGAAAUGGAUUUUACGUAGACAAUUGCGUUGUUAGUGUAGAGUCGAGUCAGGAACGGGAUAAAUUUGUCAAAGAAGCCACAGCAAUGUUAGCAUCGGGGGGUUUCGACCUUAGAGGUUGGGAAAGUUCGGGAGAUUCUGAAGGCAGUGAAUGCUCACUUGUCUUGGGAGUUUUAUGGAAUAAAAAACAUGAUUCAAUAUCAAUUAACCCGAACGCUUUGAACCUAGAAGAUACACGUGUUGUCACGAAACGAAACAUUCUAGCCGCGACGCACAAAUUAUAUGAUCCUUUUGGAAUAACGUGUCCGGUAUCGCUUUUGCCAAAAUUGAUUUUGCGUAAAUUAUGGGACAACAAAAUGGGUUGGGACACCGAAAUUGAGGAAGGUCAAGAAGAAUUCUUACUGUGGGAAAGUAACCUGUCAAUGUUGAAACAGAUAAAAAUUCCGCGUAAACUGGGACGCGGCGAGUUAACAUUACACGUUUUUGGAGAUGCAAGCGGGUCAGCUUAUGCUUCGGUGGUUUUUGCGCGGACUGAGUACGAAGGUUCAGUUACCGUUAGGUUGUUAAAUGCAAAAUCCAGAGUGGCCCCGAAAAAUGCGACUAUACCACGACUAGAAUUAAUGGCCGCUACUAUUUCGGUUAGAUUAGCGAAUACUGUGACUCAAUCAUUAACGAGACCCAUUUUAAAGACGACAUACUGGACAGAUUCUACGACAGUAUUAGCGUGGAUCAAAAGAGAGUCACAAUGGAAUACUUUUGUUUAUAACAGGGUUACCGAAAUUCGAACUAAUAGUAAUCGGGAGGAUUGGAAAUUCGUACCGGGCGAAUUGAAUCCCGCAGAUUUACCUUCGCGAGGUUGUUGUUCGUCAAGAUUAGUAGAAUCCGAAUGGUGGGCGGGGCCUGAUUGGCUUUAUAAAUCGGAUUCCGAGUGGCCCACGGGAAACGCUGAAAUUAAAGAGGACGAGAUAAGAGGCGAAAUAAAAAAGGGGCCUAUAGUUCAGAUGGCAAAUAUUGAAAAAUCUGACUUUGAAGUCGGAAAAUAUUUCGCGUCUUAUUCUCGUUUAUGUAAAUUUUUAGCAUGGAUGAGGAGAUUCUUGGAAAAUAGGCGGGCAAUUAUAGAAAGAAAGAAAAACGAUAGAGAUUUUAGGGCACCGUAUUUGAGCGAGACAGAGCGUAAACAACUGCACUUGACACCAGGAGAAAUAAAAAUUGCUGAAAAGAAUUUGCUUAAAUAUUUACAAGAAAGAAUGUUCUCAGGUGUCAAUGCAGAUCAACUGUCCUCAUUUAAAACGUUUUUAAAUGAGGACGGUAUACGGGUCUUGAAAACAAAAAUUGACAAUCGAGUUGAUAGCUUUCAGUUCCGAUGUCCCAUAUUGCUGGAUGGAAAAGAUGAAACGAUUCAGUUACUGGUUCGCGAAACGCAUGAAAAGUUGGGACAUGCAGGAACUUUAAUGAUCAUGAGUAUCCUCAGAGAGCGCUUUUGGAUAACGUCAUUGCGUAAGGUGAUAAGAACCAUUCUAUCAAAGUGUGUAGUCUGUAAAAGACACCACGCGAAAAGAUUAGAAUGCGAACCGCCACCUUUACCCCUUAACCGUGUACGCGACGCGGCAGUUUUUGAAGUCGUGGGAGUAGAUUUUGCUGGCCCGUUGUUUGUUAGGGGGGGAGGAAAGGCGUGGAUUUGUAUAUUUACAUGCGCGGUGUACAGGGCGGUCCACUUUGAGCUGGCCACGUCGUUGUCAGUAGAAGGCUUUCUCGAGUGUUUUCGAAGAUUUAUAGCAAGGCGAGGACGACCUCGGGAUGUUUACAGCGACAAUGGUACAAAUUUUGUUGGUACCAAUAAUGCAUUCAAGUUCUUGGAUUGGCAAAAAAUCGUGAAUCAAGGCGCGUUGUCGAAGAUAGCGUGGCACUUCAGCCCUCCUUCAGCUCCGUGGUGGGGAGGGUGGUGGGAGAGACUGAUCGGGAUUAUGAAAAGAAUCUUGCGAAAGACACUUGGAAAAGCGAGUUUGUCGUUCCCAGAAUUGUACACAGUACUGUGCGAUGUGGAGUCUAUUGUUAAUUCACGACCGUUGACUUAUGUGUCCGAGGAUCCCGAUGAUCUUGUUCCUUUAUCACCAUCGGUCUUCCUACAAGAAGUCAGAGAAAUAGGGGUUUUGGACUGCGACAUGCUAUACCAUUCAAAAUUAAAUAAGAAAGCUAAAUAUAGACUUAAUAUUUUGAAAGAUUUGCGCACAAGAUUUCGGACCGAGUACUUGGGUCAAUUGGUAAUAAAAAAUUCGAAAGAAGAGUCGCGUAAAAUAAAACCAGGCGAUGUUGUGUUAAUUGGUGACGAUUUGCACAGGCGGUUGGACUGGCCUCUCGCUAGAGUCGUGGAAAUGUAUCCUGGGCGUGAUGGAAAUGUCAGAGUGGCAUUAUUGAAAACUAAAGACGGGCUGCGUAAACGAGCAUUGCAAAGAAUUUUCCCAUUAGAAGUUCCACAGGACGAAGUUGAUGUGCAGAAUUUGUGUAAAAGAAUGAGUGACUCUGUAAAUGCCACUAUCAGCAUAGCAGUAGAGGGACUUUUUCUGGGAAUUUCGACAAAUGGUGCAUAA